Messenger RNA from Arachis ipaensis, 459 nucleotides. RefSeq lists its product as uncharacterized. Gene Ontology annotation, molecular function: cysteine-type peptidase activity. Lineage: Eukaryota; Viridiplantae; Streptophyta; Magnoliopsida; Fabales; Fabaceae. Gene Ontology annotation, biological process: proteolysis. The record is from RefSeq and is a predicted model, not a curated record.
ACACUAACCAUUCCAACGAUUGCCAAGCCGACUAUGUUAGCUCUGUUAAUCCUGCUGACGAGGUUUCCUAUUUUUUUAAUAAUGCAGGUCCUUAAUGUAGUGGUUCGCAUGCUCACAACUACCUCCGAGCGACAACGUUGGUUCCUACCCACAAGUAUUAUGCAAGCUGCAAUCGACGGUCGUUCCAUGACGUCCGAAAACAUGACAUCCCUCCGUAAUAAGUACAUGCGGAGCAAGGUGGAUCGUGUCACGAGGAUUUAUCAGCCGAUGUGGUGUGACUGGCACUGGUACCUAAUGAUUAUUGAUGUUCUAAGGAAGAAGUUGAUCUAUCUCAACUCACUUCAGGACCCGCAUCAAACUGAUGCAAGGAAAACAGGGAUGAUGCGAGUGGUAAGCAACCAUUUGGUUGUUAAAAUGUGACGUCUUGCAACCUGAUUUUUCAUGCACAUGAGUAUGAUU